GUUUAAAUUUUUAUAGCAGAAUUUUAACGAGUCUCAUAAGGUUCCGAACUUUCUAACUCACGUUAAUGCUGUUUUUAAACUCUUUGAAUAAAACAUGCGUAUACAUUUUUUUAAGUUAAUUAUUAAGUUAAUUUGUGCAAAUAAUAUAAUAUUUUAGAGAAAUGUUUUCAUCAAAAUAUACGUGUUCAGUGCUCUGCACAAUUAAUAAAGAACUAUGCAAUUUUUAGAACAAAGGUUAUAAGUAAUAAAAAUAAAUAUUUUGUAUUAAAACAAUGGUUUAAACAAUGGUAACAAUGGUAUUUCUAAAUAUUGUACGUAAUACUAUUCAACCAAUUCGAUAUGCUAAACAAUUAAAGUCAGUUAAUUUGUGUAUAAUACGGAUGUAUGCAAGAUGGGUUAGUCGAAGACCGAUUGCAAUUGUUAACGAAGAUGAACUUUUCGAAAGUGAAGAUACUACUCAGCCGCAGAUUCGCGGAGAAAGGAUUUCUGCGAGAAAAUCGAGGAAAAAGAAACCGAUCCAAGAAAAAAAAAGUGAAAAAACUGAAAACACUGUAAAAAAGAAUUUAUUUACAAAACUUAAAGAAAAUGAAAAAAUUGUAUCAUCUUUGAUGAGUAAUUUAAAGUCACGAAAGAGGAGGGAAAAAAAUGAUGAAAUAGUUCUAGAAGGAAAAAGACUAAUCAUAGAUGCUAUAAAAUCUGGUGUAAUACCACAUUCAAUAAUUUUCAAUGAUUCAUCUGACAUAGCUGCAUUAAAACUUCCCAAUGAAGUUAAAUUAUACAAAGUUCCAUAUACUACAAUACAGUUGUGGUCUGCUUUAACCACUUCUCCUGGCUUGUUAGGAAUUUUUAAAACUCCGAAUGUACAUAAGAAUGAACCAGUUGAUAAUGCAUUACCACUUACUAUUGUUUGCGAUAAUAUAAGAGAACCAGGGAAUUUAGGAUCUAUUAUGAGAGCUGCUGCAGCAGUAGGCUGUGAAAAAUUAAUCCUAAUGAAAGGAUGUGUAGAUUUGUGGGACCCAAAAGUUCUCAGAAGUGCAGCUGGUACACAUUUCCAACUACCUAUUCAUGCAUUUCCAACAUGGGAUGAGAUCCCAUUGCUAAUUAAUGAAGAGAGUAACAUUUUUGUAGCAGAUAGCACUUUUGGUGAUGAGUUUUUGCACAAUUAUUCAACUGAAAUACUUCAAACAACUUUGCAAAUAUUUGAUAUUGAUCCAGAAGAUUUGAAGUCAAAACUUACUGUGGAUACUAAUAAGCAAUCAAAAGAAGAUACGGUACCAAAAAAUAAACAACUGAUGAGAGAUUUCAUGUUAAAACUACCUAUUCUUCCAUACUAUUCUGUAGAUUAUACAAAAAAGGAAUCUGUAAUUAUUUUAAGUGGAGAAACUGAAGGUUUGAAUUUUAAUUCCUAUAAAUUCUUGAAAGAAAAAAAAGGUAUUCGUAUCAAUGUACCUUUAGUAAAAGGAGUGGAUAGUUUGAAUGUGGCUGUAGCACUUGGUGUUAUUAUUUUUGAAAUUAGGAGACAAUUUUUCAAGAAAAAGGGCCUCCUCUGAUACAGAUUUUUUGAUAAGUGUUACACAUUUGUAUAAAUAAAUCCUUGGCUUUUAUUUCCAAAUGAA
This is a messenger RNA of Bombus pascuorum, 1616 nucleotides long. RefSeq names its product rRNA methyltransferase 3, mitochondrial. The record is from RefSeq and is a predicted model, not a curated record. The transcript is spliced from 4 exons. Lineage: Eukaryota; Metazoa; Arthropoda; Insecta; Hymenoptera; Apidae. The coding region runs from base 285 to 1550 and encodes 421 amino acids. Gene Ontology annotation, biological process: RNA processing. Gene Ontology annotation, molecular function: RNA binding; RNA methyltransferase activity.